UUUAGUGAAACACGAUUACUGAAUUCCUCUUGAUUACGUACUGAAUUCUUCUUGAAAACUUUAAAUUUACAGCAAAAAAAUGACUAUUCAAGACGAUCCAUUAUUUUUAAAAGUGUCCGAGGCCGUUGACGGCUUUCGUAAGCGAUAUUUAGAAAGAAUUGAAAAGGAGCAACAGAGGCUGAAAGCUUGCAAGAUAAACACCGUCAUACAGUCUAAAAGAGCACAGGAAUUAAAAUUAAACGCAGAACUAAAGUCUCGUUUAGCGGAGCUGUCUAAGCGUGGAGACGACCUGGAGAGGAUAUGUGCCAACUUUGCAUCAGGACUGACCAUCUCCGACAGGGAUCAACAGAGAUUGGAUAAUGCUAAAGAAAUGUACGAAAUUGGCAAGAAACUAACUGGCAUCAGGUUUGACUUCAGUGCGCCGCCGACGGUCGUCAAAGGAUAUAUAAAAUCGGAAACACGACGCACUCUCGCGCCGUUCGAGCUCGACAUUUCGGCUGACGUCAGUGAGUCACUCUGGGCCCUGAUACAAGGCUCUGUAGCGGACAAGGAGAACAAAUUACCCAAUUAAUUCACAUUUCAACUAGUUUUUUUUCAUCGGCAACACUAAAUUUAUGGUCUUUUUUAAGGAACAAUAGAGCAGUGGUUUCCCUCUUGCCUUCCGCCUCGCAGUACUUUGCCUGACGAGAAUUUGAUCCCGGUUAUUAGCCGUAAAAACAUCUCCACCAACCCGCAGUGUAGCCGCGUGGUGGAGUAUGGUCCAUACCCCCUAUGUUGAUUGAGGGGAGCCCUGUGCCCAGCAGAGGGACGCAUAUAGGCUGUUUAUGUAUGGAGUCUUCUUCUAUCGUGUGGGUUGUGAGGUAAAUUACCAACCUCAUCAACCCUGGUGUCAGGGUCAUUAUAGAGCCGCCAAGGGCCCCUGACAUGGCUCAUUUAACGACUACAACGUUACUACGUUAUCUGAUAAUCUCAAAAUUUCAAGUUUGGUGGCGAAAUUUCAUAUUAGUUUUUCGUGAAAAAUUGGGUCCUCGGUUCCGACAUGAAAAAGGAAUUUUUCAAUUCCCAAUUUCCCCAAUUUUUCACGAAAAAAUUAUAUGACAGUCGCCACCAAACUUGACACAUUUUGAUAUUCACCCUUAUAGAGUAUUAUGACUUAAUAAUUCUUACCCUACAUGUUUAUAUAUACAACACAGUAUGAUAGCCACGUAACUUCGCCUUUUCGUACUAAGCUGUAUACUUAAGGGUGUUGGGACCCUCGCUUAGCAUCAAUAGAUAGCGUAAGUGACUUUUUGAUCACCUCUACGGUGAUCAAAAUUAUUAUUUUUGUCAUAGAUAAACUAAACUAGAGCUCUAAAAUAAAAUAGUGGUAUAAAAUCAUACAUACAUACAUAAACUCACGCCCGUAAUCCCAAAUGGGGUGGGCAGAGCCACAAGUAAUCAAAGACAACUUGCAGCCACUGUUGAUACGAAGUCCUAAGAUGGAUAUGAUGAACCUUAUGGUGAUAAGGGAUCAGCCUAUCGCCCAUAACAUUAGUCCAUCAUGUUAGAGGACGCAAUCCCUCUGUCGGUUAAAAUCAUAGAUGACGAUAAAUAGUGGAAUUAAAGGAAAUAAAAUAGAAAGGAUUUACAAUAUUUUCUAUUGUUUUUAGGUUCUCUAGACCUUCAAGUAGUGGCAAAAAGGUGUAGAGCUCAUUUGGCUUAAUUUAUCUAUGACAAAUAUAAUAAUUUCGAUCACCGAAUGGCUACACUUACGCCAUCUAUUGUCGCCGAGCUAGGGUCCCAACACCCUUAAAAUGUGAAUAAGACAUAUCUCUUAUCUCUUUCACACUAGACGAUGUACAGUCGUGAGUAAUAUCAUGUACCCACUUUAGAACCCUGUCGCACUUUCAUAUUUGACAUUUAACGAGGCUUACGGUUUAUUUUGUCAAAAAAGUUAAUGUGACUUGGUAUCAAAGUACAUAUUAAUGCUCGAGACCGUACUAUAGCUCAGUCCUGUUGUCACUCUAAUGAUACUACGUUUUAUAGAGUACUAUGCAGUGCGCCAGUUGCUAUCUCAUAAGUUAUAAAAUGUACUCAUAAGUAAUAUUUUAAAUAAACUGUAUAUCUAAAAGAAA
This is a messenger RNA of Pectinophora gossypiella (pink bollworm), 2114 nucleotides long. RefSeq lists its product as uncharacterized. The transcript is spliced from 5 exons. Lineage: Eukaryota; Metazoa; Arthropoda; Insecta; Lepidoptera; Gelechiidae. Bases 80 to 571 code for a protein of 163 amino acids. The record is from RefSeq and is a predicted model, not a curated record.